Messenger RNA from Cuscuta campestris, 2039 nucleotides. The record is from the annotation of a GenBank genome assembly. NCBI's taxonomy places the organism in Eukaryota, Viridiplantae, Streptophyta, Magnoliopsida, Solanales, Convolvulaceae.
CAUAAAAUUAUGUACUGCUUAUCACUAUUUUCGUGCAAUACCGCUUAAAAUAUGUAGAAUAAAAUAAGAAAAAAAUGAACUUAUCAGGGUUCCACUUUAUCAUAUGUGUGUAUGCCUAAGCCUGUUAUGCCUAACAUUCCGAGGGAAGACUUGGAUAAUCCGGUAAUCGUGUCUAACCCAUUGGGACACAUUCUGCGACUCACCCAUGUGUAUCACGACUGCCCAUUGGUUGUCCAGGGAAAGACCUUCCCUGCAAGUCUCAUUGAGCUUCCACAUCGUGAGUUUGACGUUAUUCUAGGCAUGGAUUGGCUAACUGCCAACCAAGCCGUUGUUGACUGUGGAGCGCAUACUGUUCGGCUGAGAGCCCCAGACAGUAGCGACAUUCUGAUCCGGGGUGAGCUUCUUCCGAAAGCUCUAGUGAUGCAUGACGGAUAUUGGCUUCCCAUCGAUGUUUGGAACUUACCCAUCGCUGGCUCCUGGUACGAACCACCUUACUGCCGUGACUACACCCUGUUUGCUGAAGAACAAAUUGAAGCAAACAAGGUGGCAAUUCGAGAAAGAGCAAAACUUCUUGAAUCACUCUGGAAGGAAAAGGAGUUCGAAAGGAGAUUAUGCGAAGGAUCAGAAAUGAUGCAGAAAAUUUUGGACGACUAUCAAAGAGAGAGACUAGAAGCUGAGGCUAAAGCUGAUAAAUUAGUCAAUGAUCUCUGCAAGACUGUUGAACUAAAACGCUCCCUCCAAUCUCAAGAUCAAAUGAGGGAGAUUAAUGUUCAAAAAGAGGCUCUAGAACCUAAGACCAAUCCUGAACCCAUCAACCAUCAGGUUCCGGUUCUAGAAGAUUCACUCAGUUCUACACCAUCAAAGAAACCCGAGAGCAUAACAACUCUCGCUAGGGCUACUGUGGUGAUGUUACCUGAAUCUCUUCUUAGCCAAGUCCCAACCAGCAUAGUCGUACAUGAGUUGGAACCAACUGAGGGAGUUGAUUCAGAACCACCUAAGCUCAUUCACGAACAGAAGGAGGAGGGAGUUUUGCCUCUGGCAAUAAACGACCAUCUCCUUAAUUGUGUUGAAGACACACCUCCAGAGGAACCUGUUCUGGAGGAAGUAGGGCCCAUUACCUGCCCCCAAGAUUCCAUCGAGUCCGAGCAGGAAUCUACAGACGAGGAAAUACUUUGCAUAGAAAAGCCAAUUCCGUAUAUAGAAACCUUUGCAAAUAAUGAUUCAUCUGAAGUUUCAGACCAUACGUUCUUUGAUUCCUUACUUGAUGGGUAUGACUACGUUUGCCCGAAGGAUAGUUGGAACCAAACCAGUUGGGACGAACUUCUACAGAGUGACAUCGAGGACUCUUUCAUGGGGGAAAGCACAGUCGUAAUCAUCAAACCACAAAUGGAUAGUCAGCCAAUUGAAGAUAAGGAAGAAAUCAAUCUCGCUAUGAAGGCCAAUGAUGUGGAUCUACUGAGGAGAUUUCCGCCAGCACCGAUCAAUACAAGGUCUCUUCCAUAUAACCUGUUGCCACCAAGCCACAGGGAUGAGUCAAGGAUCCUGGACCUUGACCGAACAAAAAUUCAAACAAGAUGGGAGACCUGUAGGGAUACCUUGCAGAGGAAGCGAAGAAGAGGUCCUGCACGUGCAGUAAACACAAAGGUUGGCCGGGAUAGCUCAGGCGUCCAGAUAUGGACGCUUGGACUUGGAAGCUUUGACGUGGACGCCUUGGCUCUGUUCCUAUAAAUACAGCCUGAUCCCUCUCAUUUUAAUCAUCCAACUUCAUCCCAACUUCGGGAUUUACUCUUCCAAUCUCCAUUAUAGUUUGUAGUAUAGUUGUAGUAGUUAGUUUUGAAGUAUUUUCGGAGGUUUUGACUCCAGAUCUGUUCUGUUCCGCUUUUAAGGAGGUUGUAAGUUUUUCCAAUUUAAUAUAAUGUUGUUUUAAUUAUUUUGCAUAGUAUGAGUUAGGGUUCAGACCCCUGGGUCCGGACUAGUUUGGUUGUAUACUUUUAAUAUUAAAUUAAUGUUGGAAUGGUUAGUAAAUUGCUCUUUCCUUA